This is a messenger RNA of Lampris incognitus (smalleye Pacific opah), 2247 nucleotides long. It is a transcript of the gene gabrzb, whose product is annotated as gamma-aminobutyric acid receptor subunit pi. Gene Ontology annotation, biological process: DNA integration; monoatomic ion transmembrane transport. Gene Ontology annotation, cellular component: membrane. The record is from RefSeq and is a predicted model, not a curated record. The coding region runs from base 1 to 2214 and encodes 737 amino acids. Gene Ontology annotation, molecular function: nucleic acid binding; extracellular ligand-gated monoatomic ion channel activity; transmembrane signaling receptor activity. The transcript is spliced from 10 exons. Lineage: Eukaryota; Metazoa; Chordata; Actinopteri; Lampriformes; Lampridae.
AUGCUUACUUCAACAAACAAAGCGAAGACCUACUGGGAGAGGAAUUGGAGGUCAACUGGAUCACACCUCAGCUGCCUAUGUGAGGAAAAACUACAAACUUUCAGGAAAGCAACACUGGAAGAUCCAGAGAUACAACUGCUGAGAGAGACCACAAUGAAAGGAUGGCUCAAUGAGAGAUCAGCUGUUGUGAAAGAAAUCCAGGCAUACUGGUCAUUCAAUGAAGAGAUCAGCUACUCAUCAGGCUUACUGUUCAAAGCUGCAAAGCUGAUAGUGCCAAGUCAACUGAGGCAAGACAUGUUGGAGAAAAUCCACGAAUCACACCUGGGAAUCAUCAAAUGCAAGGAAAGAGCCAGGGGCAUUCUCUAUUGGCCAGGAAAACCUUGGGCUAAGAUAGGAACGGACCUCUUCCACUACAAUGACUCAGAGUACUUACUGUGUGUAGAUUACUACUCCAAAUACCCUGAGAUCACAAAGCUGAGUGACACGACAAGCCAUGGUGUUAUCACCGCAAUGAAGUCCACAUUCGCGAGACAUGGCAUCCCAGAUGUGGUCAUUUCUGAUAAUGGUCCACAAUAUGCCUGUGUUGAGUUCAAAUGUUUCGCAGAAACCUGGGAGUUUCAACACACCACUUCCAGUCCUGGACACACUCAGUCAAAUGGACAAGCGGAGAGAACUGUACAAACGAUCAAGAGUCUCCUCAAGAAAGCAAAAGGUGACCCGUACAUCGCUCUUCUUGAGUACCGCAACACUCCACUAGAUGGUGUGGGUUUCUCUCCGGCUCAGCUGCUCAUGGGUCGUCGACUGAAGUCAAAGCUGCCUACCUCCACCACACUGCUGACUUCUGAAAGCAAGAUCAAUGUACACGACAAACUAAAAGAAAGCCCCAGGUUGUUAGAGAGCUCAGUGCUCAAUGCUGAAAUGAAGGAGGGAGAGAUUCUGCCUCCUACCAUUCAGAGGCUGAUGAAAGGAUACAACAAGUACCUCAGGCCUUUCUUUGACAAUGGACCUGUAACAGUGGGCAUGAGUUUGGACAUUGCCAGCAUUGACACCAUCUCAGAGAUCAACAUGGACUACACCGCCACCAUUUUCCUGCGCCAGCGCUGGACUGACGAGCGCUUGGUUUUUGAGGGCAACAAGAGCCUGAGUCUGGACGGGCGCCUAGUGGAGCUGCUGUGGGUACCCGACACCUUCAUCGUAGACUCCAAGAAGUCCUUUCUUCAUGACAUCACAGUGGAGAACAGGCUGAUCCGCAUCUUCCCCAACGGGACCGUCCUCUACGCUUUGAGGAUUACCACCACUGUGGCCUGCAACAUGGAUCUCACCAAAUAUCCCAUGGACAAGCAGACCUGCACACUACAACUAGAGAGCUGGGGCUAUAACAUCAAUGACGUCAUGUUUUAUUGGACAAGAGGGAAUGAGUCGGUCAGUGGCUUAGACACCCUGCGGCUGGCUCAGUACACAGUAGAGGACCACUACACCUCUGUCUCAGAGGCCAUCUAUGAAACUGGCCACUACCCGAAGCUAGUCUUCCACUUUGAACUGAAGAGGAGCAUCCUGUACUUCAUCCUGGAGACCUACGUCCCAUCCAGUCUGCUGGUGGUCCUCUCCUGGGUGUCUUUCUGGAUAUCACAGUCCUCUGUUCCUGCACGCAUUUGUAUAGGAGUGACCACUGUAUUGACCAUGACCACUCUGAUGAUGGGAGCCAGGACGUCUCUGCCCAAUGCUAACUGCUUUAUCAAGGCCAUAGACGUCUACCUGGGAAUCUGCUUCAGCUUCAUUUUUGGAGCGCUCAUUGAGUACGCCGUGGCCCACUUCUGCACCCUCACCCACACGGACUCCAACAUGCUCAUGUACGGCGACCACAUGCGUGACUUCGACGAAGAGAUGAACGGCAUCGUCACCACCAUCUCCAGUGAAUCUGCCAGGGCCAAGAGGAGAAAGGAGACCACUGCAACUCCUGUGGCCCCCCCCACCUCCACAGAACUAGUCGCUGUCAGCCCCUCAGGCAGCGAGCCCAACCCGGAGGGGCCACCCGAGGAGCCCCCAAACUGCUGCGUCACGGCCCUGGCUGUCGUCCGCAAGGUUGUCCACCGCUCUGUAAACUGCUGUCAUGUGGAAAACCCCCACUACAUAGACAACUACUCCAGAGUCACCUUCCCACUUUCCUUCGUCAUGGUCAAUUUGCUCUACUGGACAUACUACCUAUAUUUUUAGCACUCACAAGGGUGGAUCAUGUGCACCGGUGUG